AUGCAAUACAAGUGUCAUGCAUGUAUAUAACAUUAUUUAGCAUUAGUUCUCAUUGUUUAUGAUUCACUUGUGCAGUACAAGUGCGCACAGGGCCAGCAAACUUGCAUUGAUGCACUUGUGAUUCAUCCAUGCUUGAAAUAUCUCCCAAGGUUCCGUGCCAAAUGUCUGACGCACAAACUGAACCCUUAUUUCUUCAGUGGGAUCUCUAUCUUGCGGGAAGGCUUGGAGGAUUUUAAGAGGGAUCAAAUUAUGUCUGCACUAUUUUAUUCUGCUGAAUGCUUCGUGAUGGAUCUGGAAGCCUUACAACUCCUGGAACUGCAACAUAUGAAGAACAUGUUUUCCGCUAAAUGGCUGUCAUAAAAAUGGUUACAUGUCGGGACCUUUUUUCAUUGUUCUGAAGUACAUGCACUUUGCUGAGGUUGAAGAGCACAUAGUGAACCAGAAUAGAGAAUUUAACAUUUCUCAAAAUGGGGAACUAUUUUGUACAGCACCAUUGUUCCAGAGUACUCAUGCAUAUACGGGUACCAUAUACAUGAGUUCUAUAGCUGAUGAGUGGAGAAAACAUUAACUUUUACCUGCAAAGAACCAACAGAUCAGCCCUUCCAUUUAUUCUCAAUGCUCUUGCUGCUCUAAGGUAAAAGAUUUCUUACAAGUGCCAAAAAACCACUAAAUGGUACGGAUUUCAAACCUUUUUGUUUUCAGCGUUUUUUCUGGAAUUCUAAAAUCUAUCGUACAUGAUUUUGACUAAAAUCUGUAUACAACUGAAGGUGUUGGGUGAUGCAAUAAUAUACUGAAAGUAAACACAUGGAGUGAAGAGAAAUUGGGAACAAGAUCCCUGUGCGCCUAAAGAUUGCUCCUCAAUCGCAUGGUCUUGAUAGCAUCCAUGUAGGUUAUGAUCCUCUUAGCUAGGAUGAUUAUCAAGGGCGCAAAGUUUUUCCUGAGUGCUAAUUACAUUGAAUAUGAAGGACUUAUCCACAAGGCUCAAGCAGAUUGACAGGGUAGAUAUGUUCUCUUAUAUCUCAUCUUACAAGGUCAAGUUUAAAUGUAUCUCAAGAAAACAAACUGAGAAGA
This is a messenger RNA of Rubroshorea leprosula, 1071 nucleotides long. The record is from the annotation of a GenBank genome assembly. NCBI's taxonomy places the organism in Eukaryota, Viridiplantae, Streptophyta, Magnoliopsida, Malvales, Dipterocarpaceae.